AUGGCUUCCAUAGACGUGUCGACGCAGAGGAGCGCUCUCCUGAACGACGCGAAUGUUCUGGAGCAUCUACCUACCGAAAUACUAGAGGUUAUCAGAAAUCACACCUCAUCACGCCUCCUCGACGCCGUUGCAGAGGCUGCUCUCAUUCCCCAACUUACAGAUCGAAUUUUCAUUCACUUUGAGAAUGUCUUUCCAGAUAUCUGCGCCCGUUGGCUCCUCAACCUCGACAACCAAACCGUCAAUAGCAAAAAUAGACAAGUUCUUGCGUCUGUUGCGAGGAUAUUACCAUUUGCUCCGUAUUUAUCGGAAUUCCUGCAGCAUGUCAUGAGAGACGACUUGACGAAAACGACAUCGGACACCAUCCAGACGCUCACCCUCCGAUUCCCAAAACUCACCACUUUUUCUCCCACACAAGAUUCCGACCUUUUGAAGCUACUAUUAGCAGCAUGGCGGCUUGUCUGUUUCGAUCAAAGGACAUACGGCAUCCUGGUCUCACCAACACACAUGCAAACUCUCUUCUCACAUGAGUGCCGCGCCGUCCGGUACUUGGCCAUCCGCAUCUUCACCCAGCUCCUCCGCGCUGCCGACUCGAAGCUGGAAGCUCUCAUCACCGAGCACGUUGGUGCGACGGAGGCCGUCCUUGCUGACUUUGAUGGGCGCGAGGUAGACUACGGAUUCCUGAGUCUGUAUGAAGAUGCGCGAAUCAAGCAGAUAUCGACCCUGCGCCGGGAGCUCUGCGGUGCCUCACAGAGCAAUGAAAUCCACUCUUCUUCACCGCAAUCCCUCACUCCCUAUGUUGCGUGCUACGGCAAGACAAUACUGCCGAGACCGUCGGGACCCGUGGACAAGGCCUCGUCCCUUGUGCUGACGUCCACUACCACCAAAAACCUUGAGAUUGCAAAGGAGUUUGGAAAGCAUUCUGAGAUGGUGACAUUGCACAUCAAUGAGCAAACAGACGCAAAGAUGCUUAUUGGACUCUAUUCAACCGACUCAAAACCGGGGACCUUUUCAUGGAGGGCCGGUGUGCUGACAACCGCAGUCAGAGAAGGUCGCUGGGUUCUCAUCGAAGACCUGGAUAGAGCACCCAACGAAGUCAUCAGUACACUUCUCCCCCUGAUCGAGCGCGGUGAGCUCCUCAUCCCGAGCAGGGGUGAGCGUAUCAAGGCUGCCAACGGAUUCCGUCUCUUUGGCACGGUGAGAAGCUCACGCGGCAUGCAUGGUCGCGAGACGCUGCCUAACCUCCUGGGCAUGCGGUUCUGGCAGCUACUCUCGGUACAGACCCCUACAGAGACCGAGCUACAGGAUAUCAUUGUUGGAUCCCACCCCAUCUUACACAAGUUUGCGCCUGGCAUUCUUGCUGUGUACAAGCGUUUGUCAAAGCCAAUGUCCGGCAGCGUUCCCCUGUCGUCCAGCCGCGGCAUGGCCGACCGUCAAACCAGCUUGCGAGACCUGUUGCGGUGGUGCAGACGCCUUGCAGCUACACUACACGAGGCAGGCUGCAAAACUGGCGAGGAACCUGUCACUGACACUAUUCGAAUGAACAUGUUCAAGGAGGCCAUUGACUGCUUCGUUGCUGGUAUUCCCGACGUUCAGGCCAGACAGCACUUCAUAUUCGGCAUCGCUGAGGAGAUGCAUAUGCCGAAGGAGCUGGUCGAGCAUCACUUGGGAAGCUACAUCCCGGAGCUCGAGCAAAACGAUAGUCUUUUCAAGAUUGGCCGAUCAACACUGCGCAAGCGGAAGGACCGCGUGAACAAGGCCGCCCUAGCCAAGAAGCCCUUUGCCAGUACAGCACAUGCGAAGAAGUUGUUGGAGCAGACCGCAGUAGCUGUAAACCUUGGCGAGCCGAUCCUACUCGUCGGUGAGACUGGUAUCGGAAAAACGACGGUCGUCCAGCAGCUGGCCGAUACGCUGGGUCACAAGCUGGUCGCAAUUAACCUGUCCCAGCAGAGCGAAGCCGGAGAUCUUCUCGGAGGCUUCAAGCCUGUCAACGUGAGGAGUCUGGCUGUUCCUCUGAAGGAGGAAUUCGAGGACCUGUUCUCGGCGACCGGCAUCUCGACAACGAAGAACCAGCGCUACCUCGAACAGCUUGGAAAGUCAUUCGCCAAGGGACAAUGGGCGAAGGCAGCCAAGUACUGGCGUGAAGCGCCAAAGAUGUUUAGGAAGAUCGUCGACGAGCUUGCCCGGCGCGAGAGGGAGCAGAGCCAAGUCCGUGACGAGGCAGGCCAGCCCACGAAGCGCCGCAAGACCGAGUCCAAGCUCCAGAGCCUCAUGGAACUCAGCCCCCGUUGGGACAAGUUCUCGAACAGCCUGGAACAAUUCGAGAUCCAACUGUCUGGAGGCUCAACCGCGUUCGCAUUUUCAUUCGUGGAGGGUAACAUCAUCAAAGCCGCCCGGAAUGGUGACUGGGUGCUCCUUGACGAGAUCAAUUUGGCAUCGCCUGACACUCUGGAAGCCAUCGCGGACCUACUGACAGGACCCGUUGAGACCCCUUCGAUUCUGUUGUCCGAAACGGGAGAGAUCGAGAGGAUCAGAGCGCACCCGAACUUCCGCAUCUUUGGUGCCAUGAACCCGGCGACAGAUGUGGGCAAGCGUGAUCUUCCUAUCGGUAUCCGGUCUCGUUUCACUGAGCUCUACGUUGACAGUCCUGACAAGGACGUGAAGGACUUGGUCACCAUUGUCAAGACGUACCUGAGGAACAGCAGCAUCAAGGAUGAGCAUGCCGCAGAUGAUAUUGCGGCGUUGUACAUGAACACCAAGAGACAUGCCGAGGAGAAGAGAAUCGUGGACGGAGCCAACGAAGUGCCGCAUUUCAGUCUUCGUACUCUCACCCGAGUCUUGACAUUCGUCAACUACAUCGCCCCCUUUUACGGCAUUCGUCGAGCCUUGUAUGAGGGUUUCUCCAUGGGAUUCCUUACCCUUCUCGACAGGAACUCGGAAAAGAUGGUCAUGCCGUUGAUCGACUUUCACCUGUUUGGCCGAGUCUCCAAUCCACAAUCUUUGCUUUCACAACCACCAAGACAACCAGAUGAUGGUAAACAGUAUGUGCGGUUCCGUAACAAGGCAAAGGACCGUCAUUACUGGCUUGCUCAGGGAGAAGAACCAACUCUAGAGCGAACCGACUACAUCAUCACGCCCUAUGUCGAACGCAACCUUCUCAAUCUCGUGCGAGCGACAUCUACGCGGCGAUUCCCCAUUCUCAUCCAAGGCCCGACAUCAGCAGGAAAGACGAGUAUGAUCGAGUACCUUGCCAACUUCACGGGCAAUAAGUUUGUGCGCAUCAACAAUCACGAACACACGGACCUGCAAGAAUACCUGGGAACGUAUGUGUCGGACUCGUCAGGAAGACUUCGUUUCCAAGAAGGUCUCCUCGUGCAAGCCAUGCGACAGGGCCACUGGAUCGUCCUGGACGAGCUGAACCUUGCUCCCACCGACGUCCUGGAAGCACUGAAUCGUCUUCUCGACGACAACCGAGAGCUCCUGAUCCCCGAGACACAGGAAAUCGUGCGACCGCAUGAGAACUUCAUGCUGUUCUCCACACAAAAUCCUCCUGGUCUGUACGGUGGCCGCAAGGUGCUUUCGCGUGCGUUCCGGAACCGUUUCUUGGAGCUGCACUUUGACGAUAUCCCCGAGGACGAGUUGGAGUACAUCCUCCAAAACAGAAGCAUCAACACUGCGCCCUCGGACUGUAAGCGAAUCGUCACAGUCUACAAGGAGCUCUCUCGUCUCCGCCAGACGAGUCGACUGUUUGAGCAAAAAGACAGUUUCGCAACGCUCCGUGACCUGUUCCGAUGGGCCCUGCGAAAGGCAGACACACGAGAGCAAAUUGCCAUCAAUGGAUUCAUGCUUCUCGCCGAGCGUGUCCGAGUCGAAGAGGAGCGGACUGCGGUCAGAGAGGUCAUCGAGACAGUGUUCAAGGUCAAGAUUGAUCCAGAUGUCCUAUACACUGCCAACUCAUCACCAAUCUUGACCGCCGUUCUGGGCAAGGCCAACAACCAUGGCGUUGUGUGGACUCGUGCCAUGCGUCGUCUCUAUGUUUUAGUGCAUGCUGCAAUCCUCAACAACGAGCCAGUCCUUCUCGUUGGUGAGACUGGAUGUGGCAAAACCACCGUUUGCCAGAUUCUCGGCGACGUACUCGGAAAGGAGUUGCACAUCGUCAACGCUCACCAGAACACCGAGACGGGAGAUCUCAUCGGCUCCCAGAGACCCGUGAGAAAUCGCGGUACCAUCUCAGAGACACUCAAGAGCGAUCUGCGUGCUCUCCUUGGAGCGCUUGGCGAAGACGCGACAGGCCCGCUGGACGUGCUGCUGCAACAAUACCACGGCCUUGGGGCGGAUAAGCUGGCCAGGGUCGACGCUGCCACGCAGGAGAAGAUCGCAUCCUUGGAAGCCAAGAGCAAAGCCUUGUUUGAGUGGUCGGACGGAAGUCUCGUUCACGCCAUGAAGGCUGGCCAGUAUUUCCUUCUCGACGAGAUUUCUCUCGCAGACGACUCGGUCCUGGAGCGUCUGAACUCGGUUCUCGAACCUGGACGCUCUCUCCUUCUGGCAGAGAAGGGUAUCGACAACUCGUUCGUCACCGCGACAGACGGUUUCCAGUUCUUCGCCACCAUGAACCCGGGCGGCGAUUUCGGCAAGAAAGAAUUGUCGCCGGCGCUGAGGAACCGUUUCACCGAGAUCUGGGUCCCUGCCAUGUCCGAGAUGGACGACAUGCUUGACAUUGUCGUUUCCAAGCUGGACCCGUCCUUCCAGGCUUUCGGAAAGCCUGUGGUACAAUUUGCCCAUUGGUUUGGACAGACUUUCAGAUCGUCGUCCUCUACCGCCUUUUCGAUCCGUGACAUCCUCAUCUGGGUUAACUUCAUCAACCUGUGCGGCCCUGCCGCACCCCAGUUUGCUAUUGUUCACGGCGCAGCGACCGUCUUCAUUGACAGCUUGGGUGCCAACCCCUCGGCAUUACUAGCGAUGGACCCCAAGGCGCUCGACUCACAAAGGCAGAAAUGUCUUGACAAGCUAAGCGAGCUUCUUGGGUACGAUACCACAGCAGUCUACCGCGCUCAGCCCGAGGUCGUCUUGACCGACGACAGGCUGUCCAUCGGCGAUUUCGGCUUGCCCCGGGAAGCAGGCCGUUCCACAGACCCCAGCUUUGCGUUCAACGCCCCAACCACGAGACUCAACGCCAUGCGAGUUAUGCGUUCCCUCCAAAUGCGGAAGCCCAUUCUGCUCGAAGGUAGCCCUGGUGUUGGCAAGACGACCCUUGUGGCUGCACUGGCUCGUGUUUGCGGCCGUCCCCUGACUCGUAUCAACUUGUCAGACCAGACCGAUCUGAUGGAUCUCUUUGGCACGGAUAUGCCUGUCGAGGGCGCCGAAGCUGGCAAUUUUGCUUGGCGCGAUGCUCCUUUCCUCCAGGCUAUGCAGAAUGGCGAAUGGGUGUUGCUGGACGAGAUGAAUUUGGCCUCUCAGUCUGUUCUGGAAGGUCUCAAUGCCUGUCUCGACCAUCGUGGCGAGGUAUACAUCUCAGAACUUGACCAGGUUUUCAGGAGGCAUCCUGACUUCCGGUUGUUCGCUGCACAGAACCCUCAUCACCAGGGAGGUGGUAGAAAGGGUCUUCCCAGCUCCUUUGUGAAUAGAUUCAUCGUCGUUUACGCCGACACCUUCACAGCGGAAGACCUCCUGCUUAUUGCUCAACACAACUUCCCGACUAUCCCGACUGAUGUCGUAAGCGGAGUCAUUCAGUUCAUUUCUCGCUUGGACCACCAAGUCGCAAUCGAAAAGGCAUUUGGCGCGCACGGCAGCCCCUGGGAGUUCAACUUGAGAGACAUCCUGAGAUGGUUGCACCUCGUUGCCACCAAGGACCCCCUUCUGGCCACCGGCAAGCCAGAUGACUUCCUGGACCUCAUCAUCCGCCAACGCUUCCGAUCUUCCACGGAUCGUGAUGAGGUGAACAAGCUCUUUGCCGAGGUCUUUGCCAGAGAGCCAGAAAGCCACAGUCUCUACCACGAUACCAACGCGGCCUUCUCUCAAGUCGGAAAUGCACUCCUGCCCAGAAACCAGACUUCUCAACCAUUGGAACUGCCAGGCAUCGAUAUCGUUCCGCGCCUGCCUGAGAUUGAGUCCCUGAUGAUCUGCAUUAAGCAAGACAUUCCAUGCAUCCUCAGUGGACCCUCUGGUAGCGGAAAGUCGGUGCUCCUCGAACAUGUCGCCGCUCUCGUUGGCAAGCCCCUCGUUGUAUUCCCUCUGAAUGCUGACAUUGAUACAAUGGACUUGGUCGGUGGCUUUGAGCAGUCAGACCCUCUUCGCGAAGUCAACGCGACUUUGCGCGAGCUUUACGAGGGUCUGCAGACCACAGUCUUGACCAGAGUGCCAAUUGAACAACUGCUUGCGGAAGUGUCGAGUGAGUCGGAUAUUGGGGCCCUCCUUUACACGGCUCAUUCGGUUUUGCGGAAUUCGUUGACUGUCACCAACCCCCGUUUCGAGUGGCUCGAUGGUGUCAUUGUCAAGGCGUUGGAGACCGGACAGUGGCUGGUGCUUGACAAUGCCAACCUGUGCAACGCCUCCGUUCUGGACAGACUCAACUCACUUCUUGAGCCUAACGGCUUUUUGAGUAUCAACGAGCACUGCGGACCUAACGGCGAGCCUCGUAUCAUCAGGCCGCACCCAGAGUUCCGUAUCUUCCUCACUGUCGAUCCCCGGUAUGGAGAACUUUCGAGAGCCAUGAGAAACAGAGCCGUUGAGAUCCAUCUCAGCGAGAGGAAGACGCAAACCGUCAACAGCUCCGGGUCUCAAGGUCACGUGGAAAGCAACCUGCAACGAUUCUCUUCCUCAAAGGACAUUUCCUUCUCGGCCUUGAAUGCGAACGAAUCCUCCGAUGUCAGCCAUGCCACGUUCGGAAACCUGUCGCUAAGAGACACAGCCCUCAUGGAGAGAUUCUCUCACUCUCUGCGCCGUGGCCUGGCUGAUCCUAGCUGGCCCGGACUCGACAAGUACGAAGGUUCACUCAAUGAGCAACUCGGGUUCCUCGAUGCUGCCGAUACAGCUAGCUUCCGCGGCGCAAUUUCCCAACUCUAUGCCAAACUGCCUGGCUCCGACUCGGGUCUCAGAGAAGCCCAGCCUCUUAACCCUCUUCACAACGCUUCCAUGGUAAGAGUCUUGGGUCGCAACAACGACGAAUUGCCUUUCUGGCUGUCUGUCUGCUACGAGUUUCUCUUGGAGGUUCAACGUUGCCAAUCUGCCAUUUCUGCGCAAGCCACCAAGGCCAAGGCGGUGAAGCUCGCUUCUCUGAACCGACUCCAACGAUCCAUCGUCUCGGACCGCAUCGCAGCAGUAGCAAAGGAUUCGACAGUUAGGGUAUCAAAGUUCCUGUCAAGAACUCUCCAGGUCAUCAAGACCUUCAUCCAGUCCAACCUCGCGACAGCCCAAGGCUGGAAGGAACGCGCCCAAGUAAUCCGGAACAUGCUGGACUUCUGGUGGCGAACCUUCCACCUGACAACCGGAGACUUGUUUGAGGAAGCACGCUUCCAAGCUCAUUUGGUCCAUGGUGUUGAGGCCGUGCAGAAGCUUCUUUCAUCAGAAACACAACCCAUCAACAAGCAGCUUGCCGAUCGCUACCUUCAGACUGUUGAAGAAGACUUCACCACUGGCUUCCGCCUGACCACUGGCUUGAGCAUGGAGGUCAUGUGGAAGCGCAUCAAGCCGCUCCCCAUCAUGAGCGAAGAGACCCUCAAGAGAAGUCAAGAGAUUGAGCGUCUGGGCAUUCGACUUGACGAGCUCAAAUGGAAGGUCAAGGCAUCCGUCUCUGACCUCGCCAGAGCCAUGUCAACCCUCGUCAAGGCGGAUCAGAUUGUGCGAGGCACUGAUCUCGACGCCACCGAGCUUAUCCAGGACCUCUCCAAGGAGAUUGAACUUUUGGAAGCCAAGGUCGGCUCUGAGACCAGCGAAGUGAAACCGUUCUUCGCAGCAGAGUUCGAGACCCUCCGCCAGGCUUCCCUCUUGAAAUCUCAUGCCGGCCAAUACCUGGAAGCUGUGCCCUACGGCGCCAACGACGCUGAACUUACGGUCUUGUCGAACCAGAAUACCAUCGAACAGAUCCGCCUAGGCAGCUUCCAGUCUAGAGAAGCGCAUUCGCUUACGGUUGGCCAGCUCGCGUCCCAAGACCCGGGCACUCAUGUGUGGAAUGGCAGACUCGCAACGUCCCUCUUGUCAAGACUCAACUCGAUUCAAUCAACUAGCCUGCGUUCCCUAGGUCUCCUAGAGACCGAGCUCCCUGCCUUGGGCCGGUCCGUGGCCGCCUUGGCUCCGGUGCUACAGAAGAAUCAAAUCGUUGCCCUCAACAGAGUCAUCAAGUCACUUAUCGCAGAUGUCUUCAGCCUGUAUAGCGAUGAAGGAGACGUCCACAACGAGACGCUAUACAACAGAAUCAACCAAAUGUUCGAGGACAACAAACAGGAUGACACUUCGGGCACUGUGGGGAAAGUCCUGGGUCUUGGGUUUGGGAAAGCGCUUCAGUGCAGCGGAUGGCCGCAACAUCUGCCGCGACUUGUCGAGGAUCACUUCAGUACGGCGAUGCUUUACGUCGUAGCAUCUGACAGGUUGUUUGCAAACCCAGAUGAGACCGAGACCGAUGAGGCCUUCAUGAUGCCCGCGUUUACUGCCAUGUCAUGGUCCGAAUUUGCCAACGGCGCCAUCAGGCUCUACGUGCCCGACAAAUCUUUCGACCCGCAACUCCGACCGCAGUUCGAAAAGGACGUCCAUGAUGAGUUGACCAACCAGCUGCAGCAUAAGCUCUCAUCUUUGUUGGAUUUUGAAACCCAAUUCACUGGACAGCAGACCUCUCUUCGCAUCCAGCUUGCGCAAGAGGAAGUGACCGCACUGGGACCUGCGCCAGCACCGGCGCAUCUGUUGUAUCGCCCGGUUCGAUCAGAACUCAACUAUGUUCAGACAGACUUCAACAACGUCCUGAAAAUGGUUAGAGAUCAAGAUCUCUACAACACGCACACCGGACUCGUCUACUUGCCACCUGGUCGUGACCCAGCGCCGGAAAUUGGUCUCCUUAAGCAGAACCUAGCUCUGAUGAUCGACCGCCUUGCCAAUCGAUUCCAUGCCUACCAAGAUAUGACUCGUCCUCUCGUCAAUCUUCUCGGCUGUAUCCAGGUCGGUCUUUCGUUGAGUACAGGACUUAUCACCUUGAGAGAGCAAAAGGGAUCUUUGAACCCGGAGGAAAACCUCAUGCACCUCACGCCUUUCACUGGCGGCCUGCCGUACCACCACGGGCUCAAAAAGAUGCCGAACAAGAGCUUGGAGUUCCUCGACUACAUUGGUCUGAUCGCAUCAGUCGAGGGCUUGUCAAAGUUGAGCGGUGGUAUCCGCGAAGCGCUCUUUGAAUGCGUCCACAGGUUUUACCAAGAAUGGGUCAAGAAACUCGAAGAAGACCGCAAAGCCGAGGAGGCCAGAACAAACCUUUACCGGCACAAGGGAAGCUGGGAGGACGAGGAGGAGGUCGACGAGGAAGAGUUCAAUGAGCUGUUCCCCACGUAUGAUCAGGAAGAAGAAGAGAAGCCCGCCAUUGGCCACCAGAAGGUUCGCGAUGUGUCAGUCCGUCUGGCAGAAUCUCAUCGCAAGGUCUUCCUGGAGCAACUCACCCCUUCCGAAGCAUUGACGAACGUCUGCAAGAAGGUUGGAAACAGCGUUGCGGCGGAUAACAAGGACAAGUACGCUGUCCUGCCGAACAUGACGCGUCGUCUUCUUCCCCUGACUCUCUGGUCCAUUGACGAGCAAAUGAGCACGCUCACCGCGAACGGGGUGAGCGCUACGUACAACUUUUACACCCACGCCAACCUGCCCGAGGUUCGUCGCCUGAUUGCGCUCGUCGACAAGGUAGAGGCUCGCUUCCGGGAUCUCCAACAAGUCGAUGAGAUCGGUCACAUGCAGCCUUUGGCAGAUGUGCGCGCAGCUUGCGACCAACUCCUCCAGCUUACUCACUCAGAGCCCCUGGCCAAGAUCCUCCCCAAGCUGGAGCACCUGCACGGCAUCGUCUACGAGUGGCAGCACGGAGGCUACGCUCCCGCCAUCUACGGAGCCCCUGCUCUCUACACAUCGCUGACGGAUACCAUCAUCAGCUGGAGACGCCUGGAGCUCUCGACGUGGGCGAAGCUCUUCGACAUGGAAGCCCAGAAGUGCACAGAAGACGCCGACUCGUGGUUCUUCGUCGCCUACCAGGUCCUUAUUGCCACGCCUCUGUCUCUUGUCGACUCCCCCGAACUCAAGGACUACGCGGUCAAUCUCGUCAGAGAGCUCGAAACGUACUUCUCAACCGCAAUCAUUGGACAGUUCUCUGCCCGCCUUAGACUCCUGAGACAGCUGCAAAAGCACCUCGAGCUGCUCACGGUCGACUACCCUUCCUUGGCAGUGGUCUCUGACGCGGCCAUCAACUUCAUUGGUUUCUACUCCCGCUUUGAGAAGAUCGUUCACCAGACAAUUGUAAAGGGACGGGCGCCGUUCGAGAAGACUAUGAAGGAGGUCGUACUGUUGGCCAGCUGGAAGGACACGAACAUCAACGCUUUGCGUGAGAGCGCACGCAAAUCUCACUUGAAGCUCUUCCGUCUUGUUCGUAAAUUCCGCACCCUUCUCGGACAGCCGAUGAAGCCUAUCCUGGACCAAGGUAUCCCCGACGAGGAUGUCCCCAUUCCCCAGGAUGCAGUGGCCGUGGACGCGAUUGACAUCAAGGUCGAUCCCGCAGCCAUCAAGACCUGCGAUCAAGGCUUGCCAGGCUGGCUUACUCAACACAAGCGUCUCUCGAACGCCUCAAAGACGCUGUCCAUCAUGGCCAACGUUUCUGUCCAGGCGAACCAGAGCCCCCUCGACGCCACCCAGGAGAUCAUCUCGUACGUCAAGGAGCUCAACACCUCCAUUUCUGAGCUGCGUAAGGAGACACCUAGCACCUUGACCGAUGAGACCAAGGACCAGGUCAAGCACCUCAAGACACGUAAGCGCAACCUCUUUGCCGACGUCCUCAAGAUGAUGAGGCAGAUGGGCUUCCGAUACAACCUUGGAACCGACGAGCUGGCCCGACAAGAGUCUGCCGCCAUUGUGUUGGCUGGCUCGCCCGCCUCCGCUGUGCGGGAGGGCAGCACCGACGACGCCGCCGAGUACUACUUCCACAAAGUUGUCGAUAUUGCGCCCAAGGUCAGAGCCUCGAUCCACGAAUACUCGGGCGAUCUCACCGGUGCCGAGAUGCAACGAAGCACCGGUUUUAUGGAGGGUAUGAUGGCCGUCUUACUGGGCCAACACAGCUCUCUGUCUUCUGCUCGUAGCGCAGUUGCCUCACUCGACCGCGCCAUUGCCACCGUUGAAAGCUUGAAGGGCACGACCAUCAAGCACGAUAUCAAUCGUCAGCCCGCAGGCCUCUCUACGAGCUGGAUGAAACCAAUCUUGGACUUUGCUAUCAAGAUUGUGGACAUUCACGGAAAGUUGGCAUCGGUCGACAACCAACCCAUUUCCAACGGCCUGCGUACUGCGCUGCAGGAGUUCGAGACCCUGUCGGAGAGCUGGUCUACAUCUGCUUCAAAGCACGGCAAGUUCAGCAACGAAUCGCACGCCGAUAUGCAGACAAGAUACGAUUCUGUGGCGAAGACCUUGUAUGGCGAGCUUCCAGCUAGUCGCCGCGAUCUUGACUUCAUCUUGGAGCAGGUCAAAGGAUGGAUUUACGUUCCAAAUGGCCAUGCUCGCCAAUUGCCGGCCCUCGAUGCCACCGCACAGAAAUUCAAGCAUGCAAUUUCCAGUCUGUGUGAUGCCGUCCUGGUCGCGGUUCAAGGAUACAAGAAGGCCAUGGCUGAUCUGCCCAGCUCGUCCGACGAUGCAGGCUGGCUGGCAAAGACAUCCACUGUCCGCAGCUCUGGACUAAGUGCACUCCACAUCAACGCAAUCGUAGCCAAGGUCGAGGAUUGUUUUUCCGCCUUGGAGGUUGUCGACUUGGACAAGGACCAGAUGGGCGCAGUCGCCUCGUCACUCUUCUCCAUUGUGCUCCCGAUUCUCCAGCAGUACGCCCUCGCCUGUCACCAGAGCCUGUCUCAGCUUCAGAGCCUGCAAGCGGCGACAGGCUACAUGACAUUCAACCUGGCGCAGACCUUUACUCAGCUUGCCGCCAAGGGCUUCUGCUCCCCUCAAGAAAAGUCAGACGAGCAGUCUGGGGACUCUGGAAAGAUGGAAUCUGGAACGGGUCUUGGAGACGGAGACGGUGCAGAGGACAUUAGCAAAGACAUUCAGCCUGAUGAGGACCUCACCGAACUCGCUCAAGAACCCAACAAGGAGAAGGAUGGAGAGAUGGAGGACGAAAAGGAUGCAGUUGACAUGGCGGAUGAGGAGAUGGAAGGAGAAAUGGGCAGUGUCAAUGGAGAUGAUGAGGAAGACAAGUCCGACGGAGAAGGCGAAGAUGGUGAAAAGGAUGAGAUGGAGGAAGAGGUGGGCGAUGUUGAUGACUUUGAUCCGACUGCCGUCGACGAAAAGAUGUGGGAUGGAGACAAUGAAGAAGAAGCAGAGAAAGACCAGCAGGGCGAGAAGGCUAAGGGUCAGAAGAAGGACGAGCAGAUGGCCGCCGAUGCUGACGCCAAUGCUGAUGAGAAUGACGCCGAGGAUGACAACAAGAUGAACCAGGAUGACGACGAGGAGGCGGAGGACGAAGAGCCUGGUCCGGAGCAAGAGGACGCCAAGUUCGAAGACGACCAAGUCAAGCAGGACCAGAACGUCGAGGAGAACGAUGCUCUGGAGAUGCCUGAGGAGAUGGACUUCGACUUUGAGGAGGAAGGCGAAGAUGCCGGCUCCGAGGAGGAUGAGCUUGACAAGUUGUCCGACGUUGAAAAGGAAGAUGCCAAGGAGCAGCAUGAAUCCGACAUUGAGGAUGGAGAAGAGGAAACCCAGCGACCCGAUGAGAAGGGCCCUGAGGAGGAAGAUGAGGACGGCAAGGAGGAGGAAGCGCCCGAGGAAGACCUCGCGGGCGAACCCGAGCUCGACAUGGAGCCCAAGGCGGAGGAAGAGGAAGAAGAGACCGCCGAGCAAGAGCAGCCCGAUGCCCUCGCGGAGCCGCCCAAGGACAACGCCAACACUGACGCCAACGCUGCGCCGAGCGACGUCAAGGGCGGUGGCCAGGACCAAGACGUCGACCAGAUGGACGUCGAAAAUGACUUCAAUAACAACGCCGCCCAGCGCGACGACGGCGACGCGGGUGAAGGUUCCGCAGAGCAGCAGACAAGCGCCGGAAAGAAGGGCCAGCUCUCCCGGUCCGACGACCAGGCGCAGCCGACCGAUCAGGACCAGGACGACUCGGCCGAGGAGAAGAGCCGCCAGGAUCCCUUCAAGAAGCUCGGCGAUGCUCUGGAGCGCUGGCAUCGCCAGCAGAACGACAUCAAGGAUCCCGAGAAGCAGGACGGCAAAGAGGACGGCGAGAAGAAGCAGCCGCAGGAUACCAGCGCGGACCUCGGCGCCCGCGAGUUCCAGCACCUCGAGGAUGACGAGACCGCCGUCGACGCGCAGGCCAUGGGAUCCGCAUCCGAGGACCAGGUGCAGCCGAUUGACGAGGCCAUGGCCAUUGACGAGGAAAAGGAGGACCCGCAGAGCCGCGUGAUGCCCGAGGACCAGGACGUGGAGAUGGAGCAGGACACCGCAGACAAGAUGGACACCGAGGCGGAUGAGGCCCCCGAGGCGCAGGACAAGGACAGCGGCGCCGACAAGGACGACGGCCGUUCGGGCGUUAAAACGCGACAGGGCAACUUUGACCGCGAGCCGUCGCCCGAGGAAGACGAGGUCCCCAGAGGCGGUGACGAGGAGGAGGAGGAGCAAGCCAUCGAAGAGACGUCGACGCAGCUCUCGACGACGCACAUCAGCGAGGACGACAACACCCUACCCCUCGGCGACUUCUCCGAAGCCCUGCAGUCCUGGACGACCUUCCAGACCAAAACCCACCCGCUCUCCCUCUCCCUCACCUCCCAGCUCCGCCUCAUCCUCACCCCGUCCCAGUCCACCAAGCUCUCGGGUUCCUACCGCACCGGCAAACGCCUCAACAUCAAAAAGAUCAUCCCCUACAUCGCCUCCUCCUACAAGCGCGACAAGAUCUGGAUGCGCCGCGCCGUGCCCACCAAACGCUCCUACCAGAUCCUCCUCGCCGUCGACGACUCCCGCAGCAUGGGCGAGUCCUCCUCCGGAAACCUCGCCCUCGAGUCCCUCGUCAUGGUCUCCCGCGCCCUGACGAUGCUCGAAGUAGGCCAAGUCGGCGUCCUCGGCUUCGGCGCAGACACGUUCUUAGCGCACGACUUCGCCUCCCCCUUUGCCUCCCACGACGCCGGCGCAAAAGUCCUGCAGCACUUCCACUUCAAACAGGACCGCACCGACAUCGCCCUCCUGGUCCGCCGGACAAUCGACCACUUCCGCGCCGCGCGCCUGCAGAACCCGUCGCGCGGCGGCGGCGCAGAGGACCUCUGGCAGCUGGCGCUCAUCCUCUCGGACGGCCUGACGCCGUCGAACCAGCACGAGCCCAUCCGCCGCCUGCUCCGCGAGGCCAUGGAGGAGCGCAUCAUGGUCGUCUUCAUCGUCAUGGACGAAACGGGCAACAAGAAGGGCGACAGUGUGUUGGACCUCAAGGAGGCGAAAUUCGUCAAGGACGAGCACGGCGCGAGCCGCGUCGUGAUUGAGAGGUAUCUCGAUACCUUCCCCUUCCAGUACUACUUGAUUGUGCACAACCUCGAGGACCUCCCCGGCGCAUUGGCUGGGUUGUUGAGGACCUGGUUUGCCGAGGUCAACUCGUGA
This is a messenger RNA of Colletotrichum scovillei, 14784 nucleotides long. Its product is annotated as ATPase. Gene Ontology annotation, biological process: ribosomal large subunit assembly; rRNA processing. The transcript has 3 exons. Gene Ontology annotation, molecular function: ATP binding; ATP hydrolysis activity. The record is from RefSeq and is a predicted model, not a curated record. Lineage: Eukaryota; Fungi; Ascomycota; Sordariomycetes; Glomerellales; Glomerellaceae. The coding region runs from base 1 to 14784 and encodes 4927 amino acids. Gene Ontology annotation, cellular component: preribosome, large subunit precursor; nucleus.